Molecule: messenger RNA, 876 nt
Organism: Anthostomella pinea
Lineage: Eukaryota; Fungi; Ascomycota; Sordariomycetes; Xylariales; Xylariaceae
Source: the annotation of a GenBank genome assembly
AUGGCCACUGCCAUUUACACGAAUCAGCCUGGUGCUCAUUACGGAUAUCCGCAACCGCCUCCAUCGCCCCCAAUGGACGAGACCUCGAAAUGCUCCCUACCCUCGAUCUCCAACUUGCUAGGAUUGGCGGAUGCUGGAUCACCGACAACAGAGCACUCGCCUCAGUCUCAAGCCUCGUCCACCAAGGCAGACACUCGACCAAAUUCUUCUCACUAUGCGGGCCGGACCAACAUGCCUCCCACCCCGCCCAUGAGUACUGAAGCAUCCUUCGAGGGAUACAGCUCGCCUUCGACAAAAUCAGUAAGCCAAGUGUCUGUCGUAUCGGCACCCAACUACUACUACGAAACGACACCGCCCGUGGAGGAUGUCCAUCGCCACCAAAUGGCUGCGGCUGCCGCUCCUCGGAUGCCCAUGCACGUCCAAUCAUACCCUCAGCAAGCUUUCGCCUCGUCGUACAUGAACCAACCAGCAAUGGGAUCUUACUACCCUCCUCCAAUGUCUGCCGCUCCUUCAGCGCAGUCUCAGAUCUCUGGACUUUACUACCAGAGACCGCUGCCCCAGGCAUUCCCUCCUCUUCCCGUCACCGUCUCAUUAGCACCUUCGUUGGGGGCUAGCCCAUGGCAACACCACCACUACAUAUCACCUUCAUCGGCAGCUUCUUUCCCUCAAUCACAAGACCGCUACAUCUGCCAAACCUGCAACAAGGCCUUCUCGAGGCCCAGCUCUCUGCGCAUCCACAGCCACUCUCAUACAGGCGAAAAGCCGUUCAAGUGCCCCCACGCUGGCUGUGGCAAGGCGUUCAGCGUCCGAAGUAACAUGAAGCGACACGAGCGUGGAUGCCACAACUUCGACAGCGCGAGCUCCUCAUUACACUAG